GCGGUGGCCCUGGGCCGGCGGGGGCUGCUGCGGCUGGUGGCGCGGGGGCUGCGGGAGCUGCCCUACGCCGCCCUCGUGCUGCCUCGGGGACCUGCGCCGCCGCCGCGUCACCCGCACCCGCCGCUACCACUUCGCCGACGACGCCCGGCGCAUCUGGGCCGCCAUCCGCAGCUUCGUGAAGGGCAUCGUGCAGCACUACUACCCGUGCGACGCGGCCGUGCGAGAGGACCCCGAGCUGCAGGCCUGGGUGGGCGAGAUCUUCCACAAGGGUUUCCUCGGCCGCCGCAGCUCAGGGGUGCCGUCCCGCCUGCGCUCCGUCCCCGCCCUCGUCACCUUCCUCACCGUCAUCAUCUACAGCUGCUCCGCCCACCACGCCGCCACCAACAGCGGGCAGUUUGAGCUGGGCGCCUUCGUGCCCAACAUGCCGGCCGCCAUGCGGCGACCGCCGCCGGAGACGAAGGAGCCGCUGUCGGAGGGCGAGUUCCUGGCCGCGCUGCCCGCCAUGAACACCACCGUCCUCACCCUGGGGGUGCUCUGGGUGCUGCGCAACGAGCCCUUCGACAUGCGCCCGCUGGGCUGUUACCCCGAGCAGCAUUUCACGGAGGAAACCCCCCGACGCCUCAUCGGCGCCUUCCAGCGCCGCUUGGCCGCCAUUUCCCGCCGCAUCCGCCGCCGCAACGCCGGCCUGGCGCUGCCCUACGCCUACCUGGACCCCGCCCACAUCGAGAACAGCGUCGCCAUCUGAGGGGGGGCGGGACCCCCCCUUGGGGGGCUGGGUGCCUUUUUGGGGGGGGGUCCUGGGUGUCUGGGUGCCAUUUUGGGGGGGUC
Harpia harpyja (harpy eagle) is the source of this 828-nucleotide messenger RNA. RefSeq names its product hydroperoxide isomerase ALOXE3-like. The annotation marks the transcript as partial. Gene Ontology annotation, molecular function: oxidoreductase activity, acting on single donors with incorporation of molecular oxygen, incorporation of two atoms of oxygen; metal ion binding. NCBI's taxonomy places the organism in Eukaryota, Metazoa, Chordata, Aves, Accipitriformes, Accipitridae. The record is from RefSeq and is a predicted model, not a curated record. Gene Ontology annotation, biological process: lipid oxidation; linoleic acid metabolic process. The transcript has 5 exons.